Messenger RNA from Microthlaspi erraticum, 770 nucleotides. Lineage: Eukaryota; Viridiplantae; Streptophyta; Magnoliopsida; Brassicales; Brassicaceae. The record is from the annotation of a GenBank genome assembly.
AUGGCGUCUAGAGUCUCCGAUCUUCCUCAUCAGAAAGGAAUCGCAGGCGAAGUAAAACCGAAGAUUGUUGCGGGACAUGGAAGACAAAACAGAAAGGCUCUUGGAGAUAUUGGCAAUCUCGUCAAUGAUCGUGAUCUUGCAACCGGAAAGGACAUUGCGAAGAAGGCGAAACAGUCAAAGUCCGAGGUUAUUGUCAUUAGCCCUAAUGAAAAUGAGAAAUCUUGCAAACCGAAUGUGAGCAAAAGAGGAUCAAAGACUUUCACAGCGACUCUAAAAGCUCGGAGCAAGGCUGCAAGUGGAGUCAAAGAUGAUGUGAUUGACAUUGAUGCUCUGGAUGUUAACAACGAGCUUGCUGCUGUGGAAUACGUUGAAGACAUCUUCAAGUUUUACAAGAUUGUUGAAGAAGAAGGAAGAAUGAGAGACUACAUGGAGUCACAACCUGAAAUCAAUGCGAAGAUGAGAUCGAUUUUGAUCGACUGGCUUAUUGACGUGCACAGGAAGUUUGAGCUAAUGCCUGAGACGCUUUACCUCACCAUUAACCUAAUUGACCGGUUUCUCUCUUUAACAAUGGUUCCUAGAAGAGAGCUUCAGCUUUUGGGGAUUAGUGCUAUGCUUAUAGCUUGCAAGUACGAAGAGAUUUGGGCUCCAGAGGUUAACGAUUUCGUCUGCAUCUCGGACAAGGCUUAUAGCAGAGAAGAGGUUUUAGCUAUGGAGAAAUCAAUCUUGCGACAAGUCGAAUGGUGCAUCACUGUUCCUACGCCUUAUGUGUU